Molecule: messenger RNA, 2552 nt
Organism: Prinia subflava (tawny-flanked prinia)
Lineage: Eukaryota; Metazoa; Chordata; Aves; Passeriformes; Cisticolidae
Gene: NDE1
Product: nudE neurodevelopment protein 1
Exons: 9
Coding region: 313-1338 (341 amino acids)
Biological process (GO): mitotic centrosome separation; vesicle transport along microtubule; chromosome segregation
Cellular component (GO): centrosome; kinetochore; kinesin complex
Molecular function (GO): microtubule binding
Source: RefSeq, a predicted model, not a curated record
GCCCGGGGAGAGCCCGGCACGGCGGGACCGGGACCGGGGGACACGGGACACGGGACACGGCACAAGGGACCUUGCCCGCCUGCGGCCCCGCGCGGGCCUGAACCUCCCCCUGCUUCUGGAGUUGCUGGUGCGGGCGCUGGUGGGGCGGGGAGCGGAGCGUGGGAGCCGUGCCCGCUGAUUUAGCCCCCGCCCGGCUUCGUGCUCCGCAUGGGAAUGGGAUCCGGGAGCGCUGCCUCGCUGACCUUUUGGCUUGCAGCUGGAACCAUCAAGGGGGGAAAAUGAAACAGUAGUUUUAGACUUUGAGGACUCAUUAUGGAAGACUCAGAAGGACAUCACUUCAGCUCAGUGGAAGAGGAAACCAGAUAUUGGAAGGAGUUGGCUAUGAAAUACAAGCAGUGUGCUGAGAGUACACAGGAGGAAUUGCGUGAAUUCCAGGAGGGAAGCCGAGAGUAUGAGGCUGAGCUGGAGACUCAGCUGCAGCAAACAGAGUCCAGGAACAGAGACCUCCUGUCGGAAAACAACCGCCUGCGGAUGGAGCUGGAGUCCGUGAAGGAAAAGAUUGAAAUGCAGCAUUCGGAAGGAUACAGGCAAAUCUCUGCGCUGGAAGAUGACUUGACACAGACAAGAGCUAUUAAAGAGCAGCUUCAGAAAUACAUUCGAGAACUUGAGCAAGAAAAUGAUGAUUUGGAAAGAGCAAAAAGAGCCACUAUAAUGUCCCUGGAGGAUUUUGAACAGCGUUUAAACCAGGCUAUUGAAAGAAAUGCUUUUCUGGAGAGUGAGCUGGAUGAGAAAGAAAACCUUCUGGAGUCUGUGCAGCGCCUGAAAGAUGAAGCUAGAGAUCUACGACAAGAGCUUGCAGUGCAGCAGAAACAGGAGAAGCCCAAAACACCAAUGAGAGCUCCCCUGGAAGCAGAAAGAACAGACACUGCAGUUCAGGCCUCCUUAUCAGUGCCCUCGACACCCGCAGUGCGCCGGACACCCAUCAGCAUAGCCACCCCUGGGACGUUCAGGAGAGGUCUUGAGGACAGUUAUGGUGCAACCCCUCUCACACCAGCUGCAAGAAUAUCUGCACUUAACAUUGUGGGAGACUUGCUGCGAAAAGUGGGGGCUUUGGAGUCCAAGCUUGCAUCCUGCCGAAACUUUGUGUAUGACCAGUCUCCAAACAGACCUUCAGUGUCCAUGUACAUGAACAGAGAUGUCCUUGAAACACGCCUGAGUCCUCAUCAGCCUCUGUGUGAUACAGGGUUGGUGAAACGCCUGGAGUUUGGAGCACGGCCUUCACACAUUCCGGGACCCGUGAGCCAUCCCUCACAAAGUGUUGUCAAGAUGCUGCUCUGAAAAGCCUGGCUGGCUUUGGGAACAAGAAGAAAUGUGUAUUUCAAACUUAAGUUUUAAAGAGAAUAUCAGUGAGCAAGCAGACAGCAAUGUCAGGGUAGGUGAGAACUGAGCAAGAAGUCACAACUGGCAGUGGCUUCCAGUGUGGCCUCUGGGCAAGUGCUGUGGGUGACAAAGCAAUGCUGACUGUGGCAGUGCAGGACUGGGAAUUGCUUCCUGCAUCAGCUGCUGUAAAUAGCUCCUUGAAGGUGGCUUCUUUUGACACUGCCAAAGCCAUUGUCCUUCUGCCUACAACACAGCAAUAUUCACUGUGCAGCUCCUCAGGCUUUGGCUUUCAGUGUUAAUACACCACCAGUUCUGGCUGGAGCUCUCUUUUCUGCCAUGGGUGUUGUGUGCUGCAGUCACCCAAAUUAAAGGAGUCUUUUUAUGUGGAGAAAGGUGUAUUUUUGCAGGGAAGCUGCUCAUCUCCUUGUGGGAUGUUUACUGACCAGAAUGUUGCUGCACAAAAACCUGCCUCUGUAGUGGAAGAUGUUUCUGUAAGCAAUGAUUUCUCAUUCAGAACAGGUCAUGGUUAAAGGUGAGACAUGUCUAGUGCUGAGAGUGCUCAGGAGAUUCCAGAGCUAAUAGCAUGAACACUUUUUUUUUUUUUUUUUUUUAAACCCUAUUAUGGCUUAUAAAGCCUGAUGGUUGUAGGAGGCCAAACCUGGUCAAGUUUCUCGUUCUAACAUCUUGAUAGGUGGGUUUUACUGCUUUACAGACCUCCCUUCACUAAGGUGCCUUGGGUGUUAGUUAUUUUUUUAUUGCUUUAUAUUUCUAUAUGACUGUAUCAGCUGUUACUAAUGUAGAAAUGCUUUUUUUAACCUGAAAAGCCCUUUAUGCUAAAGACAUGUAUGUGAGUAGAGAAUUAUUUUUAAAUAAUAUUUCCCCCUGUAGAAUAUUCCUGCAUUUGUUUUUUAAAUGGAGUAGGUUCAUUUCCAGUGUUAAUGUAUUUUAUGGAAAACUGUAGUUGCAAAACUAAUCAUGACUAAACAAUUUUAAUGGUGUGGGUUUUUUUGUUUUGUUUUGUUGGUUUUUUUUUUUUUUAAGGAAGCGCUGUGAAAACAGUACCGAGGCAUCUGUUUCUCUAGAAUAUGUAAACCACAGAUGAUUUCCAUUUCUCAGUCCACCUAUGAAGUUGGUUUAAAUGGGGAGCAGAAUAAAGCUUAUUUUGAAUGCGA